UUAUAUUCUAUUCUUUCUCUCCAUUUGGUUUCUGCAGCUUCUCUGAUUGUCGGAGUAAAUUGAGAUAAAUCGACGGAAAUCGUGAACGAGCUAACUCUGCAGAGAUUUGAUUUAAUUGCCGGGAGUUGUUCAUAUUGUCUGGUUCUGUGAACGAGAAACCCUUAAUCCUCUUGACUUUUUCAUCCAUGGAUCCUCAACCUGAACCAGUUAGUUACAUCUGUGGAGAUUGUGGGAUGGAAAACACACUGAAGCCGGGAGAUGUGAUUCAGUGUAGGGAAUGUGGUUAUCGCAUCCUUUACAAGAAGCGAACCAAACGAAUUGUGCAGUACGAAGCUCGCUAAACAAAAAGGGCAAAAAAUUACUCAUGGAUAUUAAAGGCUAUCUAAUGGUGUUAGAUAUUAAACUGAAAUAUUGGUCUAAUGCGUUGUUUGGAGAACUGCGCUGUUUGAUAUUGUUCGUUAAGUAAUUCUCUGUAGUACUCUCCUGCUGCACUUUACUUAUAAUAUGACGCUUAUUCUAUUUUGAACCUAACAGCUAGGUUGAUCAGUACCAUUGUGCGACUUGUUUCAGUGAUUCUAUAAAUCACAGAUGCUGGAGUUGAACCUAGA
Messenger RNA from Papaver somniferum (opium poppy), 608 nucleotides. RefSeq names its product DNA-directed RNA polymerases II, IV and V subunit 12. The record is from RefSeq and is a predicted model, not a curated record. Gene Ontology annotation, molecular function: zinc ion binding; DNA-directed RNA polymerase activity; DNA binding. Gene Ontology annotation, biological process: DNA-templated transcription. Gene Ontology annotation, cellular component: RNA polymerase I complex; RNA polymerase II, core complex; RNA polymerase III complex. NCBI's taxonomy places the organism in Eukaryota, Viridiplantae, Streptophyta, Magnoliopsida, Ranunculales, Papaveraceae. The transcript is spliced from 4 exons. The coding region runs from base 186 to 341 and encodes 51 amino acids.